AUGUUGUUCGCUCGCAUCGUGCACUUUCUCACCCAGGCGUCUACGCUUCGCCGUUGCCCCCAGCCUCAACCCUGCGAGAGUCUCACUCUCCAAGCCAGCAGCAUCCCCGGCAUCGAGAUCCUCUCUCUCACCAGCCACGAAGUCCACGACUACCAGUCCCCUUACACCCAAGGCCAGAAGCUCGACUUCUGCGACGUGACGGUCACCCUCACCCACCCCAACGAAUCCGACCUGGUCCAGCUCUCCGUCUGGCUGCCCUUCUCCCCCGCGUGGAAUGGCCGCUUCCUGGCGACGGGCGGCGGCGGCCUGGCAACCGGAUACAUCGGGUACACGCAGCCCGCGGCCGUGAUCCAGGGCUACGCUGCCGCGGCCACGGAGGGCGGAUUAACGCUGAACAACACCAUUGACCCGCAGACGGGGCAGUGGGGGCUACGUCCGGACGGCACGAUCAACACCGCGCUGCUGACCAAUUACGCCCACCGCUCCGUCCACGAUCUCGCCCUGCUGGGCAAAGCCCUCACCACCGCGUUCUACGGCACCGCGCCGCGCUUCUCCUACUGGACCGGCUGCUCCACGGGCGGACGCCAGGGGUUCGUCGCCGCCGCGCUGUACCCCGAGGACUACGAUGGGAUCCUGGCCGCGAGCCCCGGCAUCGACCUGCCCGAGAUGUUCGCGUGGCUGUUCUGGCCGCCGGCGCUGAUGCUGAACGCCUCGGCCCCGCCGCCCCCGCAGUGCGUGUUCUCCAUGUUUCAGCGGAGCAUCAUCGAGGCGUGCGACGGGCUCGACGGGGCGGAGGACGGGCUGAUCUCCGGCUGGGGCCACUGUCCCUUCGACGCGAGUGUGCUGGUGAACACAACGAUUCCCUGCACGGAGACCAACACGACCAUCGCAAUCACCGAGCAGCAUGCCGGCCUCGUGCAGGCCAUCCUGGACGGCCCCGUCGACCCGGCCACCGGCGACAUUCUCUGGUACGGCCUCCCGCCCGGGGCAUCCUUCCGCGGCACCGCCGAUACCAUCACCACUCCAUUCCCGAUCAACACCACCACCACCACCGACGGGUCCCACCCCACAACAACGCGGAUCAACCCCUUCCUCCCCGCCGUCAGCUGGCUGCGCAGCUUCCUCCUCAAGAACCCCACCUACAACGUCUCCACGCUCACCAUCCCCCAGUUCUUCGACGCGGUGCACGCCUCGCGCGAGCGGUUCGGGGAUCUCCUGUCCAAAGAGCAGCUCGGGCUUGAGGGCUUCCAGCAGGCGGGCGGGAAGCUGCUGGCGUGGCACGGGCUGGCGGACGAGAUCGUGCCGCCGGCGGGGACGGUCAAGUACCGGGAGACGGUGGGGGAGGGGUUUGGCGAGCACAAUAUCGAGGUGGAGGAUUUCUUUCGACUAUUUCUGGCCCCCGGGGCCGGCCACUGUGGCGGCAAUCUGGGCGUCGGGUAUGGGCCGGUGCCUGUGGAUGCGUUGGGGGCGUUGGUGCGCUGGGUCGAGGAUGCGGUCGAGCCGGAGACGUUUCGCGAGUUGUGCUUGUGGCCGGGGGUGUUGCGUUGGGAUGGGGAGGGGGGGUUGGAUUUGGCGGGGAGUUUUGGGUGUGAGGAGUAG
Messenger RNA from Aspergillus japonicus CBS 114.51, 1599 nucleotides. Its product is annotated as tannase and feruloyl esterase. The coding region runs from base 1 to 1599 and encodes 532 amino acids. NCBI's taxonomy places the organism in Eukaryota, Fungi, Ascomycota, Eurotiomycetes, Eurotiales, Aspergillaceae. The record is from RefSeq and is a predicted model, not a curated record. The transcript is spliced from 2 exons.